Messenger RNA from Linum trigynum, 1440 nucleotides. The record is from the annotation of a GenBank genome assembly. Lineage: Eukaryota; Viridiplantae; Streptophyta; Magnoliopsida; Malpighiales; Linaceae.
AUGACCGCCGAUCCACCUGUUCGGGCAGAAGAGAGAGAGACCCCUGCUUCAGCACUUCCAGCUAAUGAAGAUGAAAUGGAGAAGGAGGUUGAGGUGCCUGCUCCUAAACCGCAACCAGUGGUGAAGGAGUAUGUACCCCAGCUCCCCUUUCCUACUCGGUUGCACAAGGACCGACUGGAUACUGAGUUUGCCAAGUUCAUGGCAAUGCUGAAGCAGGUGAAUAUAAGCAUGCCCUUUGUGGAGGCAUUAUCGAAGAUGCCCAAGUAUGCCAAGUUCAUGAAGGAUCUCCUCACCAACAAGAGGAAGCUUGGGGAGCUGUCAACGGUGAUGCUCAAUGAGGAGUGUUCUGCCAUCCUGCAGAACAAACUACCAGAGAAGCGAAAAGACCCAGGGAGUUUCACUAUCCCUUGCAUGAUUGGUAGUUUGCAUAUAGGGAAGUCCUUGGCGGAUUUAGGCGCUAGCAUUAAUGUCAUGCCAUAUAAACUGUUUAAAAAGCUAGGCCUAGGUGAACCCAGUGAUACUAGGAUGAGCAUUCAACUUGCUGAUAGAUCCAUUGUGCAUCCUAGGGGCAUUGCAGAGGACUUGAUAGUCGCAGUAGGGCCAUUCUCUUAUCCUGUUGAUUUUGUGAUUUUGGACAUAAAUGAGGAUGUGGAUGUGCCAUUGAUAUUGGGUAGACCUUUUCUCGCCACUGCCAAGGCGCUCAUUGAUGUGAAUGAUGGAAAACUGAUUUUGCGAGCUGGGGGUGAACAAAUCACCUUCUCUGUUUCUGAUAAUAUGAAACACCCCCAGCUCCAUGAUGAUCUAGAUUACUGUGAUGUUGUUGUUGAUUUUGCUGAUGAUUUCCUUGAGCGUUUUCUUUUGCUAGGGGAACAGGCAUCACAGGACAUGCAGUUGGAGGAGCAACUCGCGGAGCUAGACGAGGCCAUGAUCGAGGGGCGAGAGAUACCAUUCAAGCCGAUCCAUAUCUUGCCUCGGAUCGCUACAUCAUUGGAGGAGCCACCAGAGCUGGAGCUUAAGCCCCUCCCCUCUCACCUGGAGUAUGCAUUUCUCCGGGAGGGGAAUAAGCUCCCGGUCAUUAUUAGCUCGGAUCUGACACCCGAGCAGAAGAGCAGGCUGGUGGCUUUGCUGCAGAAGUAUGCCCGGGCCAUGGCAUGGAAGAUCACAGACAUCAGAGGCAUUAGCCCAUCCUUCUGCUCCCACAGAAUCCUGAUGGAGGAUGAGGUUAAGCCAGUCAGGCAACCGCAGAGGAGAUUGUCUCCUUACUUGGAGGCAGUGGUCCGGGCAGAGAUUGUGAAGCUCAUGGAUGCAGGGAUCAUCUUUGCUAUAUCUGAUAGCAAGUGGGUCAGCCCCACUCAGGUGGUCCCGAAGAAAGGCGGGAUGACUGUGGUCCCAAAUGAGAAGAAAGAGCUGAUCCCGAUGCGGACCGUGACCGGCUGGUGA